Messenger RNA from Aureobasidium pullulans EXF-150, 1648 nucleotides. RefSeq names its product mannose-1-phosphate guanyltransferase. Gene Ontology annotation, cellular component: cytoplasm. The transcript has 5 exons. The coding region runs from base 90 to 1184 and encodes 364 amino acids. Lineage: Eukaryota; Fungi; Ascomycota; Dothideomycetes; Dothideales; Saccotheciaceae. The record is from RefSeq and is a predicted model, not a curated record. Gene Ontology annotation, biological process: cell wall mannoprotein biosynthetic process; GDP-mannose biosynthetic process. Gene Ontology annotation, molecular function: mannose-1-phosphate guanylyltransferase (GTP) activity; GTP binding.
UUCGCUUCUUACCCUUCUUUGACCAACUCACGUCAAUCGACACUUGCUACACUUACUCUAAUCAACAACUCCCCCACACUUAAUUCACCAUGAAGGCUCUCAUUCUUGUCGGCGGUUUCGGCACCCGUCUGCGUCCUCUUACCCUCACUCUCCCCAAACCGCUGGUCGAGUUUGCCAACAAGCCCAUGAUUGAGCACCAGGUCGCUGCUCUUGCUGCUGCCGGUGUCACCAACAUUGUCCUCGCUGUCAACUACCGCCCUGAGAUCAUGACCGCUGCCCUCGCAAAGUACGAGCAACAAUACAAUGUCAAGAUCGACUUCUCAGUCGAGACCGAACCUCUCGGCACCGCCGGACCUCUGAAGCUCGCCGAGAAGAUUCUCGGUAAGGACGACACUCCCUUCUUCGUGCUGAACUCAGACGUCAUCUGCGACUACCCCUUCAAGCAAUUGGCCGACUUCCACAAGGCCCACGGUGAUGAGGGUACCAUCAUUGUUACAAAGGUCGAGGAGCCUUCCAAGUACGGUGUCGUUGUCCACAAGCCCAACCAUGCCUCGCGCAUCGACCGUUUCGUUGAGAAGCCCAUCGAGUUCGUCGGCAACCGUAUCAACGCCGGUAUCUACAUCUUGAACCCCAGUGUUCUCAAGCGCAUCGAGCUCCGCCCCACAUCCAUCGAGCAAGAGACUUUCCCCUCAAUGACCAAGGACGGUCAAUUGCACUCCUUCGAUCUCGAGGGCUUCUGGAUGGAUGUUGGUCAGCCCAAGGACUUCCUCUCAGGAACUUGCCUGUACCUCUCGUCCCUCACCAAGAAGGGCAGCAAGGAGCUCACCUCGACCUCCGAGUCAUACAUCCACGGCGGUAACGUCAUGAUUGAUCCCUCAGCAAAGAUUGGAAACAACUGCAAGAUUGGUCCCAACGUUGUCAUUGGCCCCAACUGUGUGAUCGGUGAUGGUGUCAGACUGCAACGCUGUGUGCUACUUUCAAACUCCAAGAUCAAGGAGCACGCCUGGGUCAAGAGCACAAUCGUCGGCUGGAACAGCGUCGUCGGUCGCUGGGCUCGUCUUGAGAACAUUUGCGUUCUCGGUGACGAUGUGACAGUCGGCGAUGAGAUCUACGUCAACGGUGGAAGUGUCCUCCCUCACAAGACCAUCAAGGCCAACGUCGACACCCCUUCAAUCAUCAUGUAAAGACGUCGUUUGCUUUAUACCAAGUACGGAGUUUGGGAAAUAUGUGACUUUUUCAUUGAUGAGAAAAGAGAAAAAAGCGCGAUUGCAUACGAAGAGACAGAAAACUAUCUUCACUAUUGGGCAGGGCACAUCGGUCACAGGGAGGCGAACAAAUGUGGUGUAUCUUUUUCCGGACUCCACGAAAUGGCGUUGUUGUUGUUCGUAUCUUGGUUUUCUUUUUUUCCAACAUGGAGAGGUCAGAGGUCCAUUUAUCGAAUCUGUCUUCUAUUCGGAUUGGACUCUCUGCAGCCUUUUGUUUCUUUUCUGCCUAUAUCGAAAUGUACAUUUGCUUCUCCUUGAUUUGUUGUGCUCUUGGUUUGUUGUGCUCGAUGCUUCAGUUCUGUUCAAGGGUCCACUCCCGACCACCAAGGUCGUGGGCACCGUGCAUCGACUAAUCUUGGCAGGGGGGGUUCGUAUUCUGUGCC